Molecule: messenger RNA, 1333 nt
Organism: Mercenaria mercenaria
Lineage: Eukaryota; Metazoa; Mollusca; Bivalvia; Venerida; Veneridae
Product: myosin-VIIa-like
Exons: 2
Coding region: 640-1050 (136 amino acids)
Molecular function (GO): protein binding
Source: RefSeq, a predicted model, not a curated record
CCAGAUAAUUAUGUUUCAAUAUAUAUAUUUAAUUAAGCAGUCUAGCCGCUAUGUAAAAUUACGCAAUUCGUCGUGCCUUUUUCCUUAAACAUAUUUAACUUUGAUCCCGGAAGUAAAUGGUAUAAACAACUAAGUAUACCUGUUUAACCCUUGGGCUACAUGUUUUGUUACAGGUUUGAUAAUUCAGCAAACUUACAAUAUUUUCAAUUUAGAUUAAAGUAUUACAGUUUAUCAUCUUUCUCCGUAACCUAUUAAACAAUGAAUUAUAUAAUAUACAAUAUUCCGAACUUUUCGAACCUGUUACAUUACAAUAUGUGUGAGUCUUUCAAGAGGAGCCGCUGGUACUUAUAGGAAGUUUAGAUAUAGGUAAGCCAAUAAAAGGUUUCUAAGCUCUAUGUAAGCUUGAGCAAACCUAACACGAAACAUAUCUAUUAAUUAAUUAUACUAAAUAGUCGAAAGCUUAUUUUAGCAUUUCAGAUACAACAAAAUACAACGCUAAAUUUAUGCUUAAAGACUUUAAUAGAAUUUUUAUUUGGAUGCUGCCUAUUUUCAAAUUAGUUGGCAACACCUUUCUGACGAUGUUUUUGUAAGUUGGUGAUUGUCGACAAAGUUACUAUUAUUGUUAAUUAUAGAACUGGAAUGAUGCACCAGCAGAGAUUUACUCUUGUAACAGUGCCAGGAGAAGUAUACACGUUUAUAUCCCCAAAUGCUGAAGAUAUCUGUGGCCUUGUUAUGAUGUUUAUUGAUGGACUAACGAAAAGAUCCAAAUAUGCAAUUGCUCAACAGGACUACAAUGGCGACACGUUCCUGAACUUCAAGAAAGGAGACCUCAUUGUGUUGUUACAGGAGAAUGGAGAAAACUUAAAGAACUCCGAGUUGUGUUAUGGUGAAUGUGUCCGCACGACAAAGAAGGGAAAUUUUCCUAGUGAAAGUGUAUAUGUGUUGCCAACUAUCACCAAACCACCACCGGAAAUAUUGGUUAGUAGCUGUUUAACAGCUCAGUUUUUCCCCAUAACAUUAUUCUUUUUAAAGGCGAUUGCAGUGAAUUGACUUGUUACUUACAAACGCCCCAUCCCCCUUGCUGGAAUUUCAAAAACUAACAGUCUAAAGAAUGAAAUAAUUUUUCAAAUAUAUUUCUGCUCCAUUCACUGACCAUUAAUUAGGUUCGUAGAUGAAUAAUACAAGUAGGGGAGAGAACAAGUUACAUGUCUAUUAUUCAUUUAUAUCUACUUGAUAAAAAUAAUGAAAAAUUGAUGAUUUCAUAUUACCACAAAUAUGAUAAUAACGAUCAAGGUCAUAUAUUAUACAAUGAAAGUUAUCUUAACUGUCUCUA